CCUUCAAAACACCCCCCGCCUCAACAGUUGAUCUCGGCUAGCCAGCUCUCCAUGGACGAGGAAGCGGAUUUGCAAACAGCCCUCAGGCUCUCAAUGUCCUGCCAAACGUGGAUUUCACAGUCACCGCCGCCGUUUCUACUUAAUCUGCUCUCUGGCAUGUCCGGCGACCUCAAGGACAGCGUUGCCGAGAUCACCUUUGAGGCCAGCUUUCCGCUCAAAUUCGUGGGUGCCCUGCAGCUUGCCGAACACUUAAGUAGGUAG
Molecule: messenger RNA, 261 nt
Organism: Dibothriocephalus latus
Lineage: Eukaryota; Metazoa; Platyhelminthes; Cestoda; Diphyllobothriidea; Diphyllobothriidae
Source: the annotation of a GenBank genome assembly